AUGAGGGUGGUGUCGUCCGCGAACUUGAUCAGCUUCACGGAGUCGUGGCUGGAGAGGGAGGACCAGCCCACAGGGAGGACCAGCCGACAGGGAGGACCAGCCCACAGGGAGGACCAGCCCAGAGGGAGGACCAGCCCACAGGGAGGACCAGCCCACAGGGAGGACCAGCCCACAGGGAGGACCAGCCCACAGGGAGGACCAGCCCACAGGGAGGACCAGCCCACAGGGAGGACCAGCCCAGAGGGAGGACCAGCCCACAGGGAGGACCAGCCCACAGGGAGGACCAGCCCACAGGGAGGACCAGCCCAGAGGGAGGACCUGCCCACAGGGAGGACCAGCCCACAGGGAGGACCUGCCCACAGGGAGGACCAGCCCACAGGGAGGACCAGCCCACAGGGAGGACCUGCCCACAGGGAGGACCUGCCCACAGGGAGGACCAGCCCACAGGGAGGACCUGCCCACAGGGAGGACCAGCCCACAGGGAGGACCAGCCCACAGGGAGGACCUGCCCACAGGGAGGACCAGCCCACAGGGAGGACCAGCCCACAGGGAGGACCUGCCCACAGGGAGGACCAGCCCACAGGGAGGACCUGCCCACAGGGAGGACCAGCCCACAGGGAGGACCAGCCCACAGGGAGGACCAGCCCACAGGGAGGACCUGCCCACAGGGAGGACCAGCCCACAGGGAGGACCAGCACACGGGGAAGACUUCUGACUUUAGCGAAAGGACAGUGUAGAAGCACAGAGAAGCCGGGGGUCUGUAUCAGUACAGAGAAGCCGGGGGUCUGUAUCAGUACAGAGAAGCCGGGUCUCUGCCUCCUGCCCGAACCCAGAGGAGCUGUGUGUCUCUGCCUCCUGCCCGAACCCAGAGGAGCCGUGUGUCUCUGCCUCCUGCCCGAACCCAGAGGAGCCGUGUGUCUCUGCCUCCUGCCUGAACCCAGAGGAGCUGUGUGUCUCUGCCUCCUGCCUGAACCCAGAGGAGCUGUGUGUCUCUGCCUCCUGCCCGAACCCAGAGGAGCUGUGUGUCUCUGCCUCCUGCCUGAACCCAGAGGAGCUGUGUGUCUCUGCCUCCUGCCCGAACCCAGAGAGGAGCUGUGUGUCUCUGCCUCCUGCCUGAACCCAGAGGAGCUGUGUGUCUCUGCCUCCUGCCUGAACCCAGAGGAGCUGUGUGUCUCUGCCUCCUGCCUGAACCCAGAGGAGCUGUGUGUCUCUGCCUCCUGCCUGAACCCAGAGGAGCUGUGUGUCUCUGCCUCCUGCCUGAACCCAGAGGAGCUGUGUGUCUCUGCCUCCUGCCUGAACCCAGAGGAGCUGUGUGUCUCUGCCUCCUGCCUGAACCCAGAGGAGCUGUGUGUCUCUGCCUCCUGCCCGAACCCAGAGGAGCUGUGUGUCUCUGCCUCCUGCCUGAACCCAGAGGAGCUGUGUGUCUCUGCCUCCUGCCUGAACCCAGAGGAGCUGUGUGUCUCUGCCUCCUGCCUGAACCCAGAGGAGCUGUGUAGGAGCUGUGUGUCUCUGCCUCCUUGCCCGAACCCAGAGGAGCUGUGUGUCUCUGCCUCCUGCCUGAACCCAGAGGAGCUGUGUGUCUCUGCCUCCUGCCUGAACCCAGAGGAGCUGUGUGUCUCUGCCUCCUGCCUGAACCCAGAGGAGCUGUGUGUCUCUGCCUCCUGCCUGAACCCAGAGGAGCUGUGUGUCUCUGCCUCCUGCCCGAACCCAGAGGAGCUGUGUGUCUCUGCCUCCUGCCCGAACCCAGAGGAGCUGUGUGUCUCUGCCUCCUGCCUGAACCCAGAGGAGCUGUGUGUCUCUGCCUCCUGCCUGAACCCAGAGGAGCUGUGUGUCUCUGCCUCCUGCCCGAACCCAGAGGAGCUGUGUGUCUCUGCCUCCUGCCUGAACCCAGAGGAGCUGUGUGUCUCUGCCUCCUGCCCGAAAGAGGAGCUGAGCUGUUGUGUCUCUGCCUCCUGCCUGAACCCAGAGGAGCUGUGUGUCUCUGCCUCCUGCCCGAACCCAGAGGAGCUGUGUGUCUCUGCCUCCUGCCCGAACCCAGAGGAGCUGUGUGUCUCUGCCUCCUGCCCGAACCCAGAGGAGCUGUGUGUCUCUGCCUCCUGCCCGAACCCAGAGGAGCUGUGUGUCUCUGCCUCCUGCCUGAACCCAGAGGAGCUGUGUGUCUCUGACUCCUGCCCGAACUCAAAGGAGCUGUGUGUCUCUGACUCCUGCCCGAACUCAAAGGAGCUGUGUGUCUCUGCCUCCUGCCCGAACCCAGAGGAGCUGUGUGUCUCUGCCUCCUGCCUGAACCCAGAGGAGCUGUGUGUCUCUGCCUCCUGCCUGAACCCAGAGGAGCUGUGUGUCUCUGCCUCCUGCCCGAACCCAGAGGAGCUGUGUGUCUCUGCCUCCUGCCUGAACCCAGAGGAGCUGUGUGUCUCUGCCUCCUGCCUGAACCCAGAGGAGCUGUGUGUCUCUGCCUCCUGCCUGAACCCAGAGGAGCUGUGUGUCUCUGCCUCCUGCCUGAACCCAGAGGAGCUGUGUGUCUCUGCCUCCUGCCUGAACCCAGAGGAGCUGUGUGUCUCUGCCUCCUGCCUGAACCCAGAGGAGCUGUGUGUCUCUGCCUCCUGCCUGAACCCAGAGGAGCUGUGUGUCUCUGCCUCCUGCCCGAACUCAAAGGAGCUGGGUCGGAGCCUCCAGCCCGAGCACAGCCUGUUCCCUCCCUUCAAACUGGUUUUAAAUGGAGCCAAACUGCUCUGCUUUAAAGACCCAUUCAUCACACGGCGAGUGCGAAGUGCACUGCAGAUGCUAACACUUUCUCUUUUAAAAAAAGGAGAGAAAAUGCAGUAG
Knipowitschia caucasica is the source of this 2823-nucleotide messenger RNA. The record is from the annotation of a GenBank genome assembly. NCBI's taxonomy places the organism in Eukaryota, Metazoa, Chordata, Actinopteri, Gobiiformes, Gobiidae.